UUUGUAAAUAUUUAUGUCAAUGAAUCAUGAUUAAUAAAAUACAGGGUUUUCCUAUUUCUGUGUGUUUGUUGUUUUGUUUUCAUCAAUCACACGGCCGACGCGAGAUGUCCCUAUCGUCGAUCGUAUCGUCGACAUUCAGUUAAUUGUUGUCUCUCUUCCUCCAUGACCUCACCAUAAAUUUCGAUUACAACCAUUAGUAUAACGAUCAAAGUUUAGAUAGCUAGGCCAAAUCUGUCCAUUGCAUCUGUACCAAAUUAAAGCAGGGCCAACUCUUCUGGUUCUGGGGCCACAUAUAUAGUGCCAAAUUAUCCGGUUUAUGAAAACUGCCCGCUUUGUCUUGCCAUGCCUCAUCUUAAUUUUGUACCGGUCUCAGGUGUUCAUUAAUGAUUUUCUUUUUAUUAGAACAUUCAGAGACAUAUUGUGACCAAAGGGAUCAUUGGUUAGCGUACAGCUAACGUAGACUCAGUCAUUUGCCUAAUUUUGCCACAAGUGUGGCUUACAAUUUGCAGGCCAUAAAAAGUGUGUCAAAGCCACACUCUUAUCUAAAGUGAGUUAUCUAAAGUGUGUCAAACAGCCCUGUAGAACCAAGCAGCCCUGUAAAAAAAAUAGUUAAGAACCAAACAGCCUGUAGAACAUAAUUGCGGUGUAUUGCAGCCAUUCCAACUCUUUUUUUUUCCUAAUCUUCAUUUCUACUAUGUCAGGUUGGCUUGACGUAUUCCGCAAUUUGUCCAAAAGUAACAUCAGCUUAAUUAAUUGGUUGUGUGGUCAUAUUUGUGUCUCACCUCCUAACCUAGUCAUCCAUAAACCAAUGGAACAGUAUCAUUUAUGCACAACCUAGAGCCUUCUAAAUUUUGGAUGGGUUUAAAUAGGCCGGGCGGCCGCGCCAUCUGUCCAAACACCAGGCUAAUGUAGGCUAGUUUUGUAAAGUAAAUUUUUUAAAAAAAAUGUAGAGCCCACCUCCGUUUGAGUUAAAAAGGAUAUAAUUGGCAACAAAAUGCUGGCAUGCAGCAGUUAACAGUCAUAGAAUUUUCAUAGUUGUCAGCAAACAAAAUGGUCGCAGUAAGAGAAAAGGAACACACAUGGCGAAGAUAGAUGCAACAUUAAUCUCACAUCCACUGCAUGCCGUUUAAGAUGCUAGCUAGCACACUCCAGUAAACUUGAAGGUACCCUUGAUAUUUAUUUUCACAUGCCAAUUCAUUGCAGUACAAAUAUGCACUAGAAGCUUGCACAUUAUGCUUCUGCGAGGAACAUAAAAAAGAAGAAAUGUAUAUAUAUAGUUGUGAGGAGCAUAUAUAUAGAGAGAGGGAUCAGAAAACUAAAGGCGAUGAAGAUAUAUCCAGAUCACACACACAAUGUGUAUUUUUCUCAUCUCAUCCAAUCAAGGCUAUCUCAAGUUGGACAUUGCAAAAGCCUUGGACAGGGUCAGAUGGGACUAUCUUCUUGACCUCCUUUGCAGUAAAGGUUUCCCGGAGAGAUGGAUAAAUUGGGUCGCAAACAUCCUUCGAACCUCCUCCACAAGACUCUUGCUCAAAGGCUCCCCGGGUACUACCAUCAGGCACGGUAGAGGGCUCCGUCAAGGGGAUCCGCUCUCCCCUCUUCUCUUUUUCCUGGCCAUCGACCCCUUAAAGGCCAUGCUAGAAAGGGCCAUUGAUCUCGGGUUACUCACCCAACUCAACGGGAGAACAGUACGCCUCCGAACAUCUCUCUACGCGCGACGCCCACCAGUACGUUCGCUGAUACGAGAAAUUUUCUGAUGCCAAAAUAAAUACAUAAGGAGGCCGAUCAUUAGUGCAUGGUCAUAAGAAUACCUGACACUGAUGCCAGGUAUUCUUAUGAUCCAACACUGAUUAUCUAGCACUUCAAGGCCUGAAAGCUAUAUGGAGGAGGAUUUUGGGGCCUUCCUAUUUUGGUGCUUAGUAAGGUCCCUGCUACUGUUUAGGGAGUUUGUUUUGGCGGCCUGCUAGAGAUUCUGUUAUAUUUACUAUCCAUACUAUACGUGUAAAUUUUACUGGAGUAUAGAGUGGAUUUGAACUAUUGAAUUACUAGUAUAACCAACUAGUGUAAGAUAGUAGCGAAGUAAGUGUAACUCAAUUGGUUGGGUUUCUUGUGCCUACCUGUGUUUAAGUUCUACACUUACAUGGGUGCUUGAAUUUACGAUUGAUUAUUCAUUCAGUGAGGCGCAUGCGGUGAUUUCGUCGAGCCCAAAAUAAUUAACAUGUGUGCCACUUGGAUGAAUGUGCGUGUGUUGUGAGAGUUCUAUAUAUGUUUGUAGUGUAAGAUAUAUACUUACGGUGCACCUUUAAUUAAGAAACUAAUAAUGGGUUUUUAUUUUAUUCGUUGGACUGUUUAUGCCCAUUUUGUAGCGUCGAUUCUUGUUUCUGCUUGAUUCUGUUGGGCUCCUCGAUCAGUUGGGAAGAGUCCCGAUCCGAUCUGGCUGAAUAUAUUUGGACUCUCGAUCACGAUGUAAAUUAUAUUUAAUCACCGUGCAAUUAAUUAAGCGUGGCUGACAUAUCUACACGAUCAACCAAACCUGUUGCGUUGCACGCGAUCUCCAACUAGAAGAACAUGGCGUCCAACUCUCCGGCGACCUCCGACGCCGCCACCGGCGACGUGCCGGAGCCGAGCAGGUCGUCCAGCGUCGUCAAGGCAAUGUCCGGGUACCACGUGCUCAAGAUGGAGGGGUACGCCGCCGGGGUCAAGGGCCUCGGCGUUGGCAAGUUCAUCGACUCCGGCAGCUUCGACGUCGGCGGCCAUCGCUGGUGCAUAAGAUACUACCCCAAACGCAGCCCGGCCUCCCCCGGCGACGGCGACUGGAUAUCCAUCUACCUGAACCUGUGUAGCACGGCCGCCGCCAUCGGCGACGCCAAUGCAAGUUUCACCAUUAGUCUCCUCGACCAGGACGACGACGAGCAUCAGCCGGUGGCGGCGCACAGCCGGAGCUGCUCCUCAACGGUUACCUUCUCCUCCGCCGCCACCAAGGCUUGGGGUUUCCCCCGAUUCGUGGAGAGGAAGACGUUGGAGGAGUCGCCAUACCUGAGGGACGACAGCUUCGUCCUCCGCUGCGACGUCACCGUCUUCAAGGAGACCAUCAUCGAGCCAGCUGCUCCGACGCCGCUCGUCGCCGUGCCUCCGCCGGACAUGCACCGGCAUCUCGGGAGCCUCCUCUCCGGCGGGCAUGGGGCGGACGUCACGCUCCAGGUCGGCGACGAGACGUUCGCGGCGCACCGGUGCGUGCUCGCCGCCCGGUCGCCGGUGUUCAUGGCGGAGCUCUUCGGCCCGAUGGCGACGAGCCGUCACAACGACAGGGAGACGAUCCGUGUCCACGACAUGGAGCCGAGGGUGUUCGAGGCCAUGCUCCACUUCAUCUACAACGACUCGUUGCCCAAGGUAGACGACGACGAGGUGGUAGCCAUGGCGCAGCAUCUGCUCGUCGCGGCGGACAGGUACGGCAUGGAGAGGCUGAAGCUGAUGUGCGAGGACACGCUGUGCAGCCACGUCGACGCCAGCACGGCGGCUACGGCGUUGACGUUGGCUGAGCAGCAUCACUGUGAGGGGCUCAAGGAUGCUUGCUUCAAAUUCAUGGCGGAUCCUGAUAAUCUCAAGGUCGUCAUGGAGAGUGACGGCUAUCUGCAUCUGACAAGGAGCUGCUCUUAUGUUCUUAAGAAGUUGGCUACUUGAAUUGGGAGCUGUUAAUUAAUGAGGUUCAGUGGCAUACCUUUUUUAUAAUUAAUAAAGUUGAUCAUACUUUAUUGUAAUUACGUCCUGAUUACUGUAUACAUUUUGUGUACAAGCUUCAUUAUGAUACGAGUCUCCAUAUAUGGAUAAUGCAUCUUUGAAAAAAGAAAAGUCUUCAGAGUCCCUCCGUUCCAUGUUAUAAGACGUUUGGUUUAUAAAAAUUUACACAUAUAUUUCUUUAGAUAAAUAGGGUCUUCCUAUUUCGGGGGCUUUAGUAGGGUUUACUAUUAUUCAGGGGUUAUGAUCUGCGCCUGCUAGAGAUGCUUUUGUGUGUACUAUCCAUACCAUACAUGUAAAUUUUACUCAUAUAAAGUGGAUUCGAACUA
Messenger RNA from Oryza sativa Japonica Group (Japanese rice), 4061 nucleotides. NCBI's taxonomy places the organism in Eukaryota, Viridiplantae, Streptophyta, Magnoliopsida, Poales, Poaceae. The record is from RefSeq and is a predicted model, not a curated record.